CUGUUUUGUGUUCAGUCCUGGACGAAUCACUCUACAUUAAGGUUUCAACCAACAUCUUCUCUAUUUCAAAUCGGCAAGCUGCCUUUGCCCUCACAUUACGCCACGCUGGCGGAGCUUUCUGGUCGACCAGUCACACAACAACCACAACGAAGUUUUGUCUACAUGCUUACUCAACAGCCAAUUGUGAAAGAUGAGGAGCUCGUCAUUGCUGCCCCUAUCACAUGUCAACGUGGAGCAGGAAUACUCAAGUUCAGUUACUGGCUGAUUGGGGACCGAUCCGCCAUCGUCAAAGUCUGCACCCAAGACAGCCAAGCCAGAUCCUGCACUAAGUCCAUAGUCUACACGGAGACAUCGUUAGUGGCAGUGGAAGUGGUCCAUCCACAAGCGGCAGUGUUCGACGUUGAGAUCGCCAUCUCCAACAUCAGUCCAAGCCAACACUAUUCAUUCUUGACAACAUCGAGUACAAGGCUGACCUAUGCACGCGAUCAAAAAAUUGAAGCCGAACAUGCCGAAGUGAUUGAUGAAUUCUUCGAGGAAGGCGCCGACUCACCUCGUGAAGAAAACCGAAGCACCGACGCGCUCCGUACGGAAUCCAAGCGAGGAAUCAGUUCAUGA
This is a messenger RNA of Cooperia oncophora, 615 nucleotides long. NCBI's taxonomy places the organism in Eukaryota, Metazoa, Nematoda, Chromadorea, Rhabditida, Trichostrongylidae. The record is from the annotation of a GenBank genome assembly.